CUCACAUUUUCAGGGCUCAAAUUUUCUCAAAUCCAGCUCUCUCUUUUGUCACUCUUCUCCUUCCUCUUCUUCCCUUUUGUCCUUUUUUUCCCAUUUCUAGAGCUCUGCAACACUAAUAGUUAGUUGACACAAACAAUUGCGUGAUCUGUGUCGUUAUGGUAAUAAUGGCUUCUCCACCGGACACUAGCAAGACCAUAAAGCUGGAGCGGUACAACAGCUACCUCCGCCGCGUGAACAGCACCAAGCUGCUCAACGCCUCCUCCAAGCUCCUCUUCCGCGCCACCCUCCUCGUCGCCCUCGUCCUCAUCUUCUUCUUCACCCUCAACUACCCUCCCCUCUCUUCCGACCGGAACGGGGCCCACCACCUCCACAAAACCAACUUCCUCUCCUCCGCCUUCUACGGCGGGGGAGUCGGCGGCACCGCCUGGGAGAAGCAGGUCCGCCACUCCUCCACCCCCAAGCGCCCCAACGGCAUGUCAGUGCUCGUCACAGGCGCCGCCGGGUUCAUCGGGUCCCACUGCUCCCUCGCUCUCAAGAAGCGCGGCGACGGCGUCCUGGGGCUCGACAACUUCAACUCCUACUACGACCCGUCGCUGAAGCGGGCCAGGCAGGCGAUGCUGAAGAAGCACGAGAUUUUCAUCGUCGAGGCCGACCUGAACGACGGCCCGAUGCUGACGAAGCUCUUCGACGUCGUUCCGUUCACCCACGUGCUCCACUUGGCGGCGCAGGCGGGUGUACGCUACGCCAUGCAGAACCCCCAGUCCUACGUGGCGUCCAACAUUGCCGGGUUCGUCAAUCUCCUCGAAAUUUCCAAAGCUGCUAAUCCUCAGCCGUCGAUUGUCUGGGCCUCCUCCAGCUCCGUCUACGGCCUCAACACCGAGAACCCAUUUUCCGAGCUCCACAGAACCGACCAGCCCGCCAGUCUCUACGCCGCCACUAAAAAAGCCGGCGAAGAAAUCGCCCACACUUACAACCAUAUUUACGGCCUCUCCCUCACCGGGCUGAGAUUCUUCACCGUCUACGGGCCCUGGGGCAGACCCGACAUGGCCUACUUCUUCUUCACCAAGGACAUACUCCAAGGCAAGACCAUCGACGUAUACAAAACCGUCGACGACAAAGAGGUGGCGCGUGACUUCACCUACAUUGACGACAUAGUCAAGGGCUGCCUCGGCGCCCUCGACACCGCAGGGAAGAGCACCGGCAGCGGCGGAAAAAAGAAAGGCCCCGCCCAGCUGAGAAUCUACAACCUGGGGAACACGUCGCCGGUCCCCGUCGGCAGACUGGUGUCGAUACUGGAAGGGCUGUUGAGUACCAAAGCGAAGAAACACGUGAUCAAGAUGCCCAGAAACGGUGACGUGCCGUACACGCAUGCGAAUGUGAGCUUGGCGCUGCACGACUUCGGGUACAAGCCGACGACGGACCUGGCCUCCGGGCUGAGGAAGUUCGUAAAGUGGUACGUGAGUUAUUACGGGAUCGAGUCGAGGGUAAAAAAGGAAAGCGACAAUAAUUAUAAGAAGAUGAUGAGUCAGCAGCCCGAGGAAUCCGCUUGAUUGGAUCAUCAAUCAUCACUGAUCACAUGGCCCCCCUUUUUAAUUCUUCCUCCCUUAAAUUUUUUCUUUUUGCUGAAAUUUAAAAAAAAAAUCCAAUCCUGUUUUUUUCUUUUUUUUCUGGGGAAAAAUCCUAAGCUAUUGUUGUGUGGUCCUUGGUGUAUUGAAUCAUAGCUGUUCUUGAUGUAUCAUAUCAUAUAGAUAUAAAUUUUAUAGAAGAAGAAGAAGAAGAAGAUAAGUGUAAGAAGCAGAAAGGAUCUUCAAGAAAGUGUUUUUUUUUUUUUUUUUUUUUUUAUAGGAAGGGACACAAGGUGUAGAUCUGGGAUGGGGGUUGUAAUAAUGUGUGGUGGGGACUACUGGAAAGGAUGUAGAUCUCAGCCAUUGGAUGUGGUAUAAAGAGAAAUUUGUGAUUUGUAACAAACAACAGAAAUGACAUCAAGAAUCUUCUUUGCUCUUUUUC
Rosa chinensis is the source of this 2007-nucleotide messenger RNA. RefSeq names its product UDP-glucuronate 4-epimerase 6. The transcript has a single exon. Bases 156 to 1550 code for a protein of 464 amino acids. The record is from RefSeq and is a predicted model, not a curated record. Lineage: Eukaryota; Viridiplantae; Streptophyta; Magnoliopsida; Rosales; Rosaceae.